Ascoidea rubescens DSM 1968 is the source of this 2109-nucleotide messenger RNA. RefSeq names its product Ssy5p (gene SSY5). Lineage: Eukaryota; Fungi; Ascomycota; Saccharomycetes; Ascoideales; Ascoideaceae. The record is from RefSeq and is a predicted model, not a curated record. The transcript has a single exon. The coding region runs from base 1 to 2109 and encodes 702 amino acids.
AUGGAUAGCUCUAAUAGAUCUCAAAGGUCUGAUGGGUCUGAAAGGUCUGAUGGGUCUGAUGAGUCUGAUGGGUUUGACAGAUCCGAUAAACCAAGUGUAUUCUCCGGCCCUUCCACUAGACCUACUGUUCCAUCCACAAAUCAAUCCUCAACCAAAAAGACUUCUAUUCAGUCCAACGUCGUGGGCACUUCGCUACGAACCUCUCAGUUAGAAAAGCUAGAUAAGGAUACAGAAGAUCUUAAAAAUUUGUCUGAAAGAAUUACUUCAUUAACUGAAAAUUAUGAUUCAAAAGUCCCUUACAAGAUAAGCGAAGAUUUGAAAGCCUUUAAACCCACAAAGCAAACCAAUGAUUAUUUGAAUUCCAACAAAAAUAAAUACAUAUACAAUAUUCUUCGCAAAAUACUAUACUUGCACGAUGUCGUUUUACCGUUGGAUUAUUUUCUACUUGGUGAAGCAAAUCGAACCUUUGAUAUUCAUAAAAUGUUGUUGUUAGAAGGGUUUUGCGAGUUUCUCAAAAAUUGCAAAAUUCUCACCACACUGGCUAAUGAAACUGUUCCUCAUCCCUCUAUUUUCGCACUAGUUGACGAAGGUUCAACUCAUAUUAGUGAAAUUAUGGAAGAAAUUCCGAAUCUAGGAAUCCAAAAUGUCUUUGAUCAAGAUGGUUCUUUUUUGGCUCCAGUUUCAAGAGGCUUUCGAACUAAGGAUACUUAUCUUACUAUUCCAACUAUAAUAUAUGGUUUAAAAAAACCUGACAAAAAACACUAUAUAGAUGUAAAAGGUCUAUGUCAUACUUUCCCUGAUAUUCAUUUUUCAAUACAAAAAAAUUACAUUGCUUCUGCUUCUGCGAUUAAUGAAACUGCUCCUCCUAAUUUCAGCUCUAUCCCCCAAAAUAAUCCCAAGUACUAUCAUAACAAAUCUUCUCCAAAAUUAUUCUACAAUUUACCUCCUAUUGAUCCUCCAUUCCGUUAUCCCAAAGAUCCAAACCAUAUCACAAUGUCCCUAUCUCUAGGUCCAUAUCAAGCUGGAAUCUCUGGAACCUUGGGUGGUUUUGUUUAUCCAAUAUUUCCCGGCGAUAAAUAUGAAAACAAAAACUAUAGUACAUAUGCCUUAACUUGUGGUCAUGUUUGCAUAACGGAUCGAGAUGACAAAACCUAUAGACCUUGGAUCAACGUUCCCUCUCCUGCCAAUUUAAAUUCAUUUAAAGAUGCCUUGAUUAGAGAAAGAUCAAAGAAAAAGGAACAUUCUUCAGGAUACAGCACCUACAAUAAGGCCUACAAUUGGCUAGAUGGCUUUUUUUUACAAAAUUUACAACAAAAUCCACCAACAAUGGGAACCUUGGGAAAAGUAGCGUUUGCUGAGAGAACCAUCGAGUCAAACUAUCUUCUAGAUUAUGCUGUAAUAGAGUGCAAACCAGCUCUAAAAUGCGAAAACAUAUUAGGCGAUGAUAUUCGUUUUGCAGAACAUGAUACCAGCUUAGUCUGUAAUAAUAAAGUUUGCAAAGUUAUUAAAAAAAUUAGACCUGGCUCAAAGGUUUUCAAGUUUGGAACAACUACUAAAUAUACCUCAGGAGUUCUCAAUAAACCGAGAAUCAUAUGGUGGGCUGAUAAUCAAAUAAAAAGCAGCGAGUUUGUAGUUUGUUCCACAAACAAUUUUGCUGAAAGAGGUGAUUCUGGCUCAUGGAUUUUACAGAAAUUGGAAGAUAGUAUAGAAAAUGAAUUGGAUGAAUCUUUGAAACCAACUAAUAGUGGAUCGCAAAGGAAGCAGUCAUUUGGUACUGGCUUAAAAACUAUAAAUGAAAUUGAAGAUAGAACAGAAUUGGAAUCUAGAACCGGAUUAGGUGUUGUUGGAAUGUUACAUGCUUAUGAUGGGGAAUUCAAACAAUUUGGAAUUUAUACACCAUUAGUAAGAAUUUUAGAACGAUUAUAUUGGUCAACCGGAUUAAUAUGGGGAGUUGUUGGUGUUCCUGAAGAGAAAGGAGAGGAAGAAGAAGAAGACAAUGAUGAAGAUGAAGAUGAAGAUGAAGAUGAAGAUGAAAGUCAGGGCGAACAAGAAGAUGCUGAUGGAAGUGAUCGCUCGAUAGGUAGUUCAGUUGAAAGUAAUUUUAAAUAA